Molecule: messenger RNA, 2361 nt
Organism: Tachyglossus aculeatus (Australian echidna)
Lineage: Eukaryota; Metazoa; Chordata; Mammalia; Monotremata; Tachyglossidae
Gene: NOP2
Product: NOP2 nucleolar protein
Exons: 15
Coding region: 73-2259 (728 amino acids)
Biological process (GO): rRNA base methylation; maturation of LSU-rRNA
Cellular component (GO): nucleolus
Molecular function (GO): rRNA (cytosine-C5-)-methyltransferase activity; RNA binding
Source: RefSeq, a predicted model, not a curated record
CCUCUUCUCUCCUCUCAUCUCCUCUCCCCUCCUCUCCCUUCCUCUCCCUUCCCGCCUCCACCGGCCAGCACCAUGGGGCGCAAACUGGACCCCACCAAGAAGGAGAAGCGCGGGCCGGGCCGGAAGGCCCGAAAGCAGAAGGGAGCCGAGACCGAGCUCCUCCGCUUCCUACCGGCGGCGGAUGACAGCGGGAAGAGGCUAUCCAGCCGCGCCCGGAAAAGGGCAGCCAAGAGGCGAUCGGGGUCUGCUGGGGCCUCUGUGGGGAAGAAACCGGCCCCCAAGCCGGAGGUGGAGUCCAAGAAACCGCCAGCAGGUCCCAUCCAGUCUCCUGUAAAGAAAGGGCUUCAAGUCCCUGGACUCAGCAAGGACAAAUCCCUCCUUGGCCCCGCUCGGGGCAAGAAGCGGCCAGCACCCCCCCAGUCGACCGACAGCGAGGAGGAGGAGGGGAGUGGAAAAGAGGGUUCCGGGGGCAGUGAGGGAGAGGCCUGGGACUCCGCAGACAGCGAUGCCGACAUGGUCGACGACUAUGGGGCAACUUCGGAGGAGGAUGGCGACGAUGAUGAGGAUGAAGAGCUUUUGCCCAUCGAGAAGGCUGCACGGAAGCAGAAGAGCCGGGAGGAAGCAGCCGGGGUCCAGUGGGAUGAGGAGAGCAGUGAGGAAGACGAGGAGGAGGAGGCUGCAGCAGCAGAGGGCAAAGAUGACUCGAGCAUUGAGCAGGAGGCCGAGGACGGUGCAGCCGGGGAUCUGCAGCUGAACCUGGAGGACGAAGAGCGGUUCGUGCUGCCCAGUGCUCAGGAGAUGGCACAGGAGAGUGGCCGGCCGCUGGACCUGCAGCAGGUGCACCAACGCAUCCAGGACACGGUGGAGGUGCUGCGGGACUUCGGGACCCGCCGCCAGGAGGGCCGGGCCCGGGCCGAAUACCUCACCGUGCUGCAGAGAGACCUGGCCAACUACUACUCCUACGGGGACUUCCUGCUCAGCAAACUCAUGGAUCUCUUCCCGCUCUCCGAGCUGGUGGAGUUCCUGGAGGCCAAUGAGGUGCCACGGCCCAUCACCCUCCGUACCAACACCCUGAAAACCCGGCGACGGGACCUGGCGCAGGCCCUGAUCAACCGUGGGGUCAACCUGGACCCUCUGGGCAAGUGGUCCAAGACGGGGCUGGUGGUCUACGACUCCUCCGUGCCCAUCGGUGCCACUCCCGAAUACCUGGCCGGACAUUACAUGCUGCAGGGGGCUUCCAGCAUGCUGCCCAUCAUGGCCCUGGCUCCCCAGGAGAACGAGCAGAUCCUGGAUAUGUGCUGUGCUCCUGGUGGGAAGACAAGCUACAUCGCCCAGCUGAUGAAGAACACGGGUGUGAUCCUGGCCAACGACGCCAACGCCGAGCGGCUCAAGAGCGUGGUGGGCAACUUGCAUCGGCUUGGCGUCACCAACACCAUCGUCAGUCACUAUGAUGGGCGACAGUUCCCCAAGGUCCUGGGUGGCUUUGACCGGGUGCUGUUAGAUGCCCCUUGCAGUGGCACUGGUGUCAUCUCCAAGGACCCAGCCGUGAAGACCGGCAAGGACGAGAAAGACAUCUUGCGCUGCGCCCACCUACAGAAGGAGUUGUUGCUAAGUGCCAUCGACUCAGUCAAUGCCGCCUCCAAGAGCGGGGGGUACCUAGUCUACUGCACCUGCUCCGUCAUGGUGGAGGAGAACGAGUGGGUGGUGGACUACGCCCUGAAGAAGCGGAACGUGCGCCUGGUGCCCACGGGCCUGGAUUUCGGGCGCGAGGGCUUCACCCGCUUCCGGGAGCGACGCUUCCACCCCACCCUCCGGUCCACUCGCCGCUUCUACCCCCACACCCACAACAUGGACGGCUUUUUCAUCGCCAAGUUCAAGAAGUUCUCCAACACCAUUCCCCAGGCCCCGGCAGAAGAGGAUUCAACAGUCCUCGCCUCCGAGACGGAGCUACUGGCUGCACCCGCUGCGGCCAAGGGCACUGUUCCACCCACCUCCGCCUCCAAGAGCCCCGGGAAAGCCACGAUGCCUGGGAAGGUGAAGCCGCUGAAGGCCCCGCAGAAAUCCCUGCAGAAGCCGUCGCAGAAACCGUCGCAGAAGCCCCCGCAGAAACCGUCACAGAAGCCCCCGCAGAAACCCUCGCAGAAGCCCCCGCAGAAGCCCUCGCAGAAGCCCCCGCCAAAGUCGCACUUCCACCAGCAGAACGGCGCCCGCCUGCUGAACGCCAGCCGGCCCCCCCGCAGCAAGAAGCGGAAAGCCUAGGUGGAGGGCGGAGGGUUAUCGAGGCCUCAGACUCUUCAUCCAAUCUGGGGUGCUCUGCCCACCGGGGUCCCGGGCUCCUGCCGAACCCGUAUUAAACUGCCC